This is a messenger RNA of Cladocopium goreaui, 3176 nucleotides long. The record is from the annotation of a GenBank genome assembly. Lineage: Eukaryota; Dinophyceae; Suessiales; Symbiodiniaceae.
AUGUUUUACUUGAUCACAUCGCAAGAUGUUGCCCUGCUCAGCCUUGCGCCGGGCCAGGUUGAAACGGAGAAGUAUUGUACGAUCCUGAUCCACUAUGAGAAGGGCGUGCCGCCAACCUCUGAAGAGCUGGCAAAGAAGCUGGAGAGUAAGAAGGAGACCGUGCAAGCUGAAGCCCUUGAAGAGCUCAUUCUGCUGAUGAUCAAUGGUGAGUCUUACCCAAAGCUUUUGAUGACCAUCAUCCGUUUCGUGGUUACUAGCCGGGAUCACAGAGUCAAGAAGCUGCUGCAGAUCUACUGGGAGAUUGUUGAGAAGACCAAGGACACCGGCGACCUCAAAGAAGAGAUGAUCCUCGUGUGCAAUGCCUUGCGAAAUGACUUGAUGCAUGCCAACGAGUACGUGUGUGGCUCGACACUACGGUUGUUGUGCAAGAUGAAGUACUACAGGAUCCUAGAACCCUUGAAGGAGGCUGUCCUCAGGAAUCUCGCGCAUAGGCACUCAUACGUACGUCGAAAUGCAGUGAUGUGCGUCUUCUCCAUCGUCAAGAGCUUUGGCGUCGAGGUCUUACCGGAGGCACCUGAGGAUAUUGAGCAGCUGCUGUUGGUUGAGGGCGAUCUCUCAACGAAGCGUAACGCUUUCCUCAUGCUCGUGAAUUGCGACCAGGAGAGGGCCAUCAAGUACGUCCUGAGCUUGCAAGACCAAGUGAGUUCCAUGGGUGACAUUUUCCAGCUGGCGGUUUUGGAGCUGGUGCGAAAGGUUUGCCGCUCAACGUCAGUGAACAAGGGUCGAUUCCUCCGCAUUGUUUUUGAUUUGGCAGCCUCCUCUUCGACCGCAGUGUCCUAUGAGUGCGCCUCCAGCUUAGUGACGCUCUCCUCAUCUCCUGUAGCCAUCCAUCAAGCAGCACAGGCGUACGUGCAGCUUUUGACUGAGCAGUCGGACAACAACGUCAAGCUGAUUGUUUUGGACCGCUUGCGGGACGUGCAGAAACACCACAAGCAGGUCAUGGAGGGAAUGGUCAUGGACAUCUUCCGUGCUCUGAGCUGUCCCUCCCUGGACGUGCGGAAGAAGGUAGCAAACUCAGCAGUUUGUCGGCCCCAACGCUUCUGCCGUUGGACACUUGGAGUCAAACCCAUAGCCACCUAUCAAGAGCUGCAUCGCUGCGUCCUCAAUUUUCCGUCCGCAGCCAUGGCACCAACCACGAUCUCGGCCCCGGGGCGUUUUCUGUCGCUGCCCAAAUCGGUCGCGAGCGUUGGAGUAGAUGCGUGGAACAAGAAGGCGCAGCUGGCGCAGAUGCUGAAAACAUUGGACGGAUCGUGCAAGGCGAGAACCGUCAGCGAAGUGAUGCAAGAAGUGCGCGGCUUCUUCACUCUAGGCCAUUUGCUCUAUGCAUACGCUUACUUGCGCAUGCUGCACUACAAGGAUCCCAACCUUUACUACGCUGCACUGUGGACGGACCCUGCCUUUCUUCUGCCCAUCGUGUAUACGCCCACCGUUGGGGAAGCCUGUCAGAAGUUUGGCAUGUUGCCAUUUUUCCCGCGGGGAUGCUAUGUCUCCAUCUCCGAUUGCGGGAAGAUCAAAGAAGUGCUUGCAGAAUAUGCUGAAUGCAUGCUUCCCAAGGAUUCCAAUGGCAACUACGAAUGCCAGUGCAUCGUCUUCUCUGACGCUGGUCGAAUUUUAGGUCUUGGAGAUCUGGGUUGUUGGGGCAUGGGAAUUCCCAUCGGCAAGCUCGACCUCUACACUGUUUGUGCUGGCUUCAACCCCUACAAGACUAUUCCAGUGAUCAUCGAUGCUGGCUGCACCGAUGCUAGUGGCAAUUCGGCCAAGUUGACCAUCAGGGAUCACGAUCUGUACACAGGACUCAAACAGGAUCGGAUGAAGCAUGAAGGAGAGUCAGGUGCCUUAGUGAACACAGCUUACUAUGGAGCCUGCUCGCUUAUUGAAGAGUUCAUGACAGCUGCCACGGAGCUUUUCUCGGAGAAGUGCCUCUUGCAGUUCGAGGACUUCAACACCAACGAUGCCUUCCCUUUAUUGGAGGCGUAUCGCAACAAGUUCCUCAGCUACAAUGACGACAUCCAGGGCACUGCAGCAGUGGUGGUGUCCGCCAUUUUGGGCGGCAUCCGCUUGCAGAAACCAGGUAACAAAGAGCUGAUCAGGGAGCUUCGAAAGCGGAAGGUGGUGUUCCAUGGUGCUGGCUCAGCCAACUUAGGAAGUGCCAACCUUCUGAGAAACGAAGCUGGUGUUCCAAAGGAGUCCAUCGUAGUAACGAAUUCCAAAGGUGUGAUCUGGAAGUCGGAGAGUGGCAACGAAGGCAACUUCAAGAACUUUGAGCAGAAGGAUGUUGCCUCCAUCGGUCAACCCAGUGGCUACGACCACACCAGCCUCCUUGGGAUUCUGAAGCACCACAAACCCGAUAUUUUGAUCGGGGCUGUCGGGCAGGCGCCCAACUGCUUCAACAAGGAGGUCGUAGAAACGAUGGUGCAAAUCCAAAAGGAAAAACCAGGAGGUGGAGGAAGACCCAUCAUCUUCGCCCUUUCCAAUCCUAUGAGUCAAGCAGAGAUUACAGCGGAGGAUUGCUACAAUUUCUCGGACGGUGAGGCCAUUUUUGGCUCUGGAACCCGCUUCCCACCAGUGACCUACAAGAAGAGGCAAAGAGUUCCUGGACAAGUGAACAACUUCUUCAUCUUCCCUGGCAUGUCCUUUGGGGCUUAUUGGUGUGAAGCUGAAAGGAUUCCAGACAAGUGGUUCAUGGUAGCAGCUGCCGUGGUGGCGCAAACCUUGGACGAUAAGGAUUUGGAGGCGGAGUCAGUCUUGCCACAUCCAUCUAGGAUCCAGCAGGUAGCUCACAAUGUCGCUGUGAAGGUGGCCAUGACCGCGCAGCGGGACGGACUGGCCAAGCAACCUCUCGGUGACGAUAUUGCAAUGGUGAGUGCCGCGCUCAAGGCUCGGCGCUGGUCACCUCGUCGAGUAGCCGAAGGCUAUGGCCAAGGCUGCAACGACAAUUGUACCAUUUCUUGAUGCGCCGAUCUUCAAGGCAUCCAUGGCACCGAUUUCAGUUUGGAAGCAAUAUUGGAAGCUUUUCUGAGAGCUCGAGCGCAACUGAUAGGACCAACAAGCCGCAGCACGGUUUGAUCUAAUGAUUUGAGCUUGACUUAAGUGGUCCAUCAAGUCACACAAGGUCC